AUGACGGACUACGAAUCACUACAUAACCCGGGUACACCACGUUAUGCUCUACUGUCAGAUCGAGUAACGUCGUUUGAAAAUGCUCCCGAACACUUGCAGAACCUAUUACCUACCAUUGCAGAAGCGGGAUACUUUUACAAAGGGUACGGGGAUAACACGUGCUGUUUUUAUUGCAACUUUGGACUUCACCAUUGGGGAGCUGUCGACAAUCCUUGGAUACAACAUGCUUAUUGGUAUCCUCACUGUCCUUACCUGAAGUGUAAUAAGGGUAAACAAUGGUUGAAACAUGAAUUUACCAUGGUGGUGGCUGGACCCUCUAAAUCGGGUAAAACAGAAUUUGUCAAGCAACUGGUGCAAAAUACACAGUGGAUUGCACCGCCUCCCGAAAAGAUAGUAUGGUGUUAUCGAGAAUGGCAGUCCGCGUACGAAUCCUUACAGGACAAGGUCACUUUUAUCCGCAAUAUACCUCAAGACGAUGAGCAGAUAGUGGCGGAUCUCACCUAUGAGGACGCCACCCGUGUACCUCACGGGUAUUUACUAGUGGACUUGAGUCCUCAGACGUCGGACGAUUUAAGAUUAAGAAGUCAACUCUUUACCAACUUGGCUGUGCACAUGCCCCCGAGAGUAUAA
Ostrea edulis (European flat oyster) is the source of this 630-nucleotide messenger RNA. RefSeq names its product death-associated inhibitor of apoptosis 1-like. The transcript is spliced from 3 exons. Gene Ontology annotation, molecular function: cysteine-type endopeptidase inhibitor activity involved in apoptotic process; ubiquitin protein ligase activity. Gene Ontology annotation, biological process: regulation of cell cycle; negative regulation of apoptotic process; positive regulation of protein ubiquitination. Lineage: Eukaryota; Metazoa; Mollusca; Bivalvia; Ostreida; Ostreidae. The record is from RefSeq and is a predicted model, not a curated record. Gene Ontology annotation, cellular component: nucleus; cytoplasm. Bases 1 to 630 code for a protein of 209 amino acids.